Danaus plexippus (monarch butterfly) is the source of this 3113-nucleotide messenger RNA. RefSeq names its product DNA repair protein XRCC1 (gene XRCC1). Gene Ontology annotation, cellular component: nucleus. The transcript has 10 exons. Gene Ontology annotation, molecular function: damaged DNA binding. The coding region runs from base 111 to 1865 and encodes 584 amino acids. Gene Ontology annotation, biological process: base-excision repair; single strand break repair. The record is from RefSeq and is a predicted model, not a curated record. NCBI's taxonomy places the organism in Eukaryota, Metazoa, Arthropoda, Insecta, Lepidoptera, Nymphalidae.
CUUUUUCAUUUAUGAUACUGUCAGUUUGACGUUGAUGUUUACUAAAUAUUUAAAUUGACCUUUAAAAGUAUCAUCUAGUAUCCAAAUUCCAAAAAAAAUCUGACUAAAAAAUGCCUCGAGUUAAAAUUGAUUACGUUGUGAGCAUGAGCAGUGAGGACCCUGAAAAUCCGGCAAACAAUUUAUUAUCGUGGGAAAUAAAUAAAAAGAAAUGGCUUUGUAAGACGGGGGAGACCUCUUGUUCAGUAGUUCUACAGCUGACUAAGGCUGUCCAGAUAGAAUCGAUCACGAUUGGAACAUACCACACGUCUAUGUUAGAGGUGUUAGUAGGAUCAUCAGAGAAGCCCAAUGAAACCUUUGAGGUGUUAGUCCCGAGUUGUGUGCUGUGUUCUCCACGAGAGGCUCGCGGAGCACCAGUUGAGAGAGUGAAGAGCUUUACACGAGAUGAACUGACAUCUGUCCGACAGAGACGCUGGGACCGAUUGAGACUAGUCUGCUCACAACCUUACAACAGACACUGCAAGUAUGGAAUCUCAUUUGUUCAUAUCUUUGAACCGGAAAGUCCAACUCUGUCCGGUCACACAGCCUUGUCUAUCUCUCGCACGUUCCGCCUCGAGGAGCUUGGUUCAGAGGAUGAAGAGUUCCGUCCUGGGGAACUGUUCCAUAAACACAAACAAGACCAGAAAACACAUAAUAGUACUGAUGCACAAAUCAGACAAGCGACGUCGCGGGCACUGAACAACAUAGGCGACUCCUCCACCAGAUUAACAAAGACGCCAAUAUCGAAAACUAGCAACAGACCGUCUGAUCAAAGCUCGAAUUAUUCCACUCGAGAAAAGAGGAGUCUCAUGUAUACAGAGGAUGACGAGCAACCACACCAGAAAAUAGAUAGAGUUAUAGAAAGACAUGGGAGAGAGAAACAGAGAGAAGAUGGAAAAAAGAAAACUGACCAGGAGGCCAAGAAGAAGAAGACCGGCAGUAAGAGAGAAGAAAGUAAGGGAGAUGAGAAGAACAAGGAGACAAAACAUACAGACAAUCGGACUCAGGACCAGACACAUACUACAUUAAUGAAUUCCACUAAAAGGAAACACUCCCAGGAAGCCCCAUCCCGGGCUCCGGCCCGUCCCCUGUCUUCUCUUCUGUCGGAUGUGGUGUUCUCUAUUUCGGGAUACGUGAACCCGCGUCGAGCGUCGGUCCGCGCGGCCGCUCUCCGGAUGGGUGCGCACUACACGCCCGACGUCACCGCCGACUGCACACAUCUCAUCUGUGCCUUCCCCAACACUCCAAAACUCCGCCUGGUGCGGGGAAGCGUGGCCGUCGUCAAGGCCGAGUGGGUCGAAGACUGUCUGCGCUCGGGGACCAGGCUGAAGGAGACGACAUACGACACGAGGGGAGGGGCGGGGGGGCGCCACCAGGACAGUGAGAGGACGGGAGACGGGGGAGGAGGAGGGAGGGGGCGAUGUAGUAACGGUGACUCCGCAGAGACGGAGCAUGACACGGACGACGAAAUAGAACAAGUCAUGCGACGACAAAAGAGAAAACGACUCAGUGAAGAGGAAGAAGAGGGAGGGGAGGAAGACCGGGAUGUGAUGUGCGACACGGACGAGGAGGACGGAGAACAGAGGCGGGAGGAGAUAGACGCCCGUAAGUCGCUGCCGACGUUCCUGGCGGGAGUGACGUUCUCCCUGUGCCCGGAGCUGCCGGUGUGUGAGCGCGCGCUCCUGGAGCGGUACAUCACAGCCUACGGCGGGGUGGUGCUGCAGUGUGCCAGCGAGGCGCCGCAGUACACCAUCAGCUCGUCGUCCGCCUCCAACCCCGCUUGGCUGUGGGAGUGUCACACACGCGGACGACUGCUGCCGCUCGACUGAUCGCUGGGACCGUGUGUAGCGACCACAGCUCUGAUUCAAUAUUCUGUUGUGGGUUCACUAUACAAUAAAUGUCUUGUAUGAUAUUAGCAAGUUUUAUUUGAUACUGAUGGGAAGGAACGAACGACGCCCGGAGACGAAAGAUUACCUUUUAACACUGGAAAGACGGGGAGGGGUCCGGCGACGCAUUCUGACGUUCACGUUCGAUAACAUCGCAACUAUCACUGUGGGCGCGGCGCGAGCUUUGAUGGAAUAGUUUAUAUUUCAACGUGCCGUCGAUGUUAUGGCUAUAGUCUCACCCUGAACUAAAUAAACAUCACAUCCGCCGACACAGACGGCGCCGGGUCCUCACACCAAGCGGCAAUUAUUAAGAUAAACAGUAUCCCUCUGAGGGUAGGUCAUGAUACUUACAUUAUCCGUUUCCAGCUGAGGUUGUCACAUGUGAAGCUAAUUGUAUAGAAUCUCACCAACUGCUGCUUUCGUGGAGCAAACAGUGUCAUUUAGUUACUUUACAAUGUCUAGGCUGAGCGACCAUCAAAUAUUAUAAUCGUUACAAUCGUUGCCUGAGGAGCCGUGAGACGGUCAGACGGUGUGGGUGAAGAUGUAGAAAGUAAAUGCGAUUCAGAAGAAGAGAUAAUUCCAUCCGAAAAGAGUUCUGCAAGCACCGAAGACUCAAAUGACCGCACGCCACUAGGUUGUUAUAAGAAUAUUUGCAUCUAUUGAUUAUGAGAAUUACCGACGUAGAUGAUUUGACAUAUCUUACGAUAACUUUUGAAUAUAUUUCGUUGUCUUUUAAGCUGCUGUGCAACGUCAAAUAUCACUCAGGGGAAGAGGACGAAGGAGGCAAGGCGUGAGAUUCACGAAGGCAAACUGCGGAUGAUGCGGAUGGUAACAGUAUGGUGUCGGCGGGAGGAGGAUCGCGGAAAAAACUCUGGAACGGAGCUUGGUCAAGUAGGUCGACGAGCGCAGCACAACAUUUUGACUGAACACUCUCUUCCGACUCCGUACGCAAGAAAGAAAAUUGACGAUAAGUUUAUUACUGCCUGGAAACUUUUAUUGGAUGAUAAUAUUCUGCGUCGUAUAGAGAAGUAAAAAAAAAUACUAACUGUAAUAAUGAAUCCAAUAAAACGUGAUAUUUGCAAAAAACCAUUAUGUGGACAAUGCAAUCAAUCAAAGAUAUAUCUUUGUCAAAAUUGUAAAUAAAUUAAUAAAAACGUUGUAGUUAUGAAAACGAUAUCAACACGAAUCUAA